UGGUUGGAUGAGGCUAUUGAAGAAAGUGGAGAUCGAGGUCAAAGUGAGCAUAAUGAUCAUGACAGUGAUAUGCUUUUAUCUCAAUUUAUAGCUGAUGGAAAAAAGAAGGCGAAAGAGAAAAAAUCAGAAAACAAAAAUACAGCCAAGAAAAAAAAAAGCAAUCAUAUUGGAAUCUUCAUCUUCAUCGACUAAUGGUGAAGAUAAGAAUAAUAACAAUGAUGAUGAUGAUGAUGAUGAUGAUGAUGAUGAUGGUGGUGGUGGUGGUGGUGGUGGUGGUGGUGGUGGUGGUGGUGGUGGUAGUGGGAGCUACAGGGAUAGCCGAUACUCAAGUGAUAUGGGAUGGGCUCAAGGAAAUGAAAAUUAUUAUGCUACCCAAGACACUGAUCAUGGAUAUCGUCCUGGUAUAGAAGCUCAAAGAGAUUUUCUAAAUAGUUUAACAGAAUUUUCAAGUGAAGCCGAUGCUUCAAAUUUUUCAGAUACUAGGAGAUAUUCUGGAGUUCACGAACAUAUGCAAGACUUGAAUAUAGGUUAUUCCUAUGGAGAUUCUUCUCAUAGCUCGAGUAAUAGAUUGGGGAGACAGGAGUGGGACCAACCAAAUGCAUAUCAUAAUCCCUAUUACUCAGGAUACGGUUUAUCUAAUCUACCCAGACAUCUUCAGGAUUCAGCCAAUCUUCCUAUAUUUGGAUCCAACCAACCAGUUGGAACAUAUUACGGAGGGAUUACAUCUGGUUCGGGUAGUAUUGAUGAUCGUAGACAAAAUUAUGGUUCAUCAAGCAGAAGCAAUGAUAAUAGAGAAUAUCGAGGUUUUGAUGUAUAUGGAAGGGGUUCAUUCAGAGAAAAUCAAUAUGGUUCGAACAUCUCUCCUUAUCCAAGCAAUAUGAAUCCAGAUGAAAAUGAUUUUGAACCUCCACGACAUUCCACAUGGUAUUGAAUGAUGAUAAAGAUGAAAUCUUGACAUUGACGGACACAAGGCCGAUAUUUGACCGAUACACCGCGACCGAUACGCCGCGACGUAUCUGGAACGGUAAAGGCCGAUCCGCGACGCCGAUCCGCGACGGCGAACCAUGCUCUG
Molecule: messenger RNA, 1072 nt
Organism: Andrographis paniculata
Lineage: Eukaryota; Viridiplantae; Streptophyta; Magnoliopsida; Lamiales; Acanthaceae
Product: stress protein DDR48-like
Exons: 3
Coding region: 95-931 (278 amino acids)
Source: RefSeq, a predicted model, not a curated record